UGUGUAUUGUAGCGGAGGUGGUGGAGACGUACCGGCACCUAGGGAAAAUCUCAAAGCGAGACAGACCGGCAAUUGUGCAAAACCGGAAUACUCUAUUAUCACUUUGUCAGAUCGCCGGUAUCGAGUUAAGAGUUUUUAAGUACAGUACUGUAAACGAACAGCUUUUCCGUCUUUAUCAGGUAGCACUGUCAGUCAGUGGUGAUUUCUGCCAGGUGUUUUGGCAAAUUUCCCUGAGGCACUUUACAUUUCACAUACUUUAUUUUUGCUUUCAUAGCAAUAAUUUUAAAAAAAAGUGCUCCUGUCGUACUUCAUCGCUGGCUCAUUCCCAUGGUGCAGUGCCGAAAGAUUGAUUAAUAUUUUUUCAAAUUAAAUACUAUUGCGGUGUCAGAUAAAAUUAGAUCAUGUCUAGCGGAGGUUGUUGUGGAAAUGGCGAUCAAGUUCUGUCGCCGCUGCAGUCCAUGUCACUGCCACGGGAAAAGAUUUUAUACGUUUUGUGUCUCCAGCCGGAAAACAACGAGCACAAUAAGCCGGGAUAUUUGGCAACGGUAGAUGCUGAUCCAGAAUCCAAGGAUUACGGAAAGGUGAUCCAUCGCCUGUAUUCCUCGGAUCCCCGCGAUGAGCUGCACCAUUUCGGAUGGAACAGUUGCGUCAGUUGCCGGCAUCCGUCCAUUACGCGCCGCUUCCUCAUCAUUCCCGGUCUGCAGAGCGGCAACAUCCACAUUGUCGACGUGGCUACCGCCAACGCGCCGCGCUUACACAAAGUCAUCGAUGGUGCCCAGAUUGCCCAGCGCUUUGACAUUCAGUAUCCGCACACCGUGCAUUGUCUGCCGUCGGGAGAGAUUAUGAUCUCCUACAUGGGCGAUCAGCAGGGCAAGGGCAAAGGUGCCUUUCUGCUGCUGGACGGCGAGACCUUCGAGCCGAAAGGGUUGUGGAAUAAGAACAGCCAGGAUAUUAUGGGAUAUGACUUCUGGUAUCAGCCACGCCAUAAUAUUAUGGUCUCCAGCGAAUUUGGGUAUCCGCAAAGUUUCAUGAAGGGUUUCAACAUGGAAGACGCCACGACUAACCAGAUAUUGGGCCAUUCUUUGCACUUUUGGGACUGGAAUAAGCACACAAUUAUUAAAUCCAUGCGCCUGGGUGACGCGAACGGUCCCACUGCGAUCCCUCUGGAAGUCCGUUUCCUGCACAAUCCCGACGCCAGCGAGGGCUUUGUGGGCGUAGCACUGGAAUCUGUAGUCUACCGUUUCUUCCGUCAGGACGGUGAAUGGACAUGUGAACCGGUUAUCAAAAUCCCACCAAAAUUCGUCGAUAACUGGGCAUUGCCCUUUAUGCCCGGCCUUAUCUCCGACAUUCUCAUUUCCCUGGAUGACCGCUUUCUAUACUUUGCUAAUUGGUUACACGGAGAUGUUAGACAAUAUGAUAUCUCCGAUACAAAACAUCCCAAAUUCGUUUCUUCGGUUUUCCUGGGAGGUCUGAUCUGCAAGGACACUGGCGUUAAGGUCACAAAAGACCAGGAACUGGAUACACAGCCAGAGAGGCUGGUCGUGAAAGGUCAUCCUAUAUGGUCGGGUCCUAAUAUGCUGCAGUUAUCCCGAGAUGGCAAACGGUUAUACGUUACAUGUUCUCUGCUGACGCCAUGGGAUAAGCAGUUUUAUCCGGAACUGGUGAAGAAAGGCAGCGGAAUCAUUAUGUUAAACUGCAGUCCCCAAGGAAUGACGGUCGAUCCGGAGUUUUACGUCGAUCUGUCCAGCGAACCGGAUGGGGCCAUUCGCGGUCAUGAAGUGCGCUAUCCGGGUGGCGACUGUUCUUCGGAUAUCUGGGUGUAACUGGAUAAGGAAUUCGGAAAGAUAUAAUGGCCGGUUGUUUUAUUGUUUACUGCUUGAACUUAUUCUUUAAUUAAGUGCUGGAGUAUGAUUAAAAGGCCAAAUAACAAAUUCGAUGUUCUGGGUGUUCAUGUGUUUAACACACCGUUGAUAACUAAUGAUUUCGGUAAAGAACAAUUUUCAAUAUUCCAGGAUCCAGUUCACUAUUUUUAAGUUAAGGUACCUGCCAGCUACUAACAAAUUUUGUUGUUCCACAAAAUCAUUAAAGAGAGUGAUAUG
This is a messenger RNA of Paramacrobiotus metropolitanus, 2099 nucleotides long. Its product is annotated as methanethiol oxidase-like. Lineage: Eukaryota; Metazoa; Tardigrada; Eutardigrada; Parachela; Macrobiotidae. The transcript is spliced from 7 exons. Gene Ontology annotation, molecular function: selenium binding. Bases 402 to 1823 code for a protein of 473 amino acids. The record is from RefSeq and is a predicted model, not a curated record.